AUGAACUCGCUGUACAACCUGGCAAGUCGGCAAAGCGCCGCGAUCCGGGCUGAUCUCGAUGCAUGUACAAGCGAUCCAGCCUCUUCGGCGACACUGCGUCCACAAAUUACGUCGUCCCUUUCGGCCCUCGUCAAGACUAUCGAGGACUAUGAGUCUAUGGCCAAGCGAGAGCUUGUGAUCACCAAGCGCGAAAAAGCGCUGCACCGUGCGGCCAAUUUCCAUGCAGAAGUAAAGCAAUUUCGUGAGGAGCUCGCGCGAGUCCAUACAAGUCCGGCACCAGCACCCGCAUCGGCGCUGGCGCCAAAUAUGUCAGGCAUGACAACAAGGUCUCGGGCCGUGGAGCCGCCGUAUGUCACACCGGCGGGACCUGCCUUGCAAACAGGACCCUCCUACGCGUACCAGUCGACGACAUAUGCGCCACCGUCCAUGACCACGCCGUGCGUGAUGCCAGCCCAGCCAUACCCUAACGCUUACGCAUCGACGACCAUGCCGGCCAUGGCACCCAGCGACCCACUCGCCGCGUAUCGUAUGCACCAGCCACCAGCUAUGCCAGAAGAGCGGUCUUACAGCCUGCGCGAGUCUCAUGCACUGCGUGAGCACAGCUUCAUCCAAAACACGGAGCACCAAUUGGAUGCCUUUAUUGCCCAGGGUCGCUCCAUGCUCGGCAAUCUUGUGGAGCAGCGAAGCAUUUUCAAACAGACUCGCAAGCGCCUCCUGGAUGCAGCGAACACAAUGGGUCUUAGCCGCGAGCUGAUCGGUGUCAUCGACCGCAUGAGCACACAAGAUACGAUCCUGUUCUUUGUGGGCGCAACAAUAACCCUGGUUAUAUUUUACCUCAUUUACCGGUACCUCGGUUAG
Malassezia restricta is the source of this 858-nucleotide messenger RNA. RefSeq names its product golgi SNAP receptor complex member 2. Lineage: Eukaryota; Fungi; Basidiomycota; Malasseziomycetes; Malasseziales; Malasseziaceae. Bases 1 to 858 code for a protein of 285 amino acids. The transcript has a single exon. Gene Ontology annotation, cellular component: late endosome membrane; endoplasmic reticulum membrane; Golgi apparatus. Gene Ontology annotation, biological process: vesicle fusion; endoplasmic reticulum to Golgi vesicle-mediated transport. Gene Ontology annotation, molecular function: SNARE binding; SNAP receptor activity. The record is from RefSeq and is a predicted model, not a curated record.